Chanos chanos (milkfish) is the source of this 3323-nucleotide messenger RNA. Its product is annotated as solute carrier family 12 member 9. Gene Ontology annotation, biological process: chloride ion homeostasis; potassium ion homeostasis; chloride transmembrane transport. Gene Ontology annotation, cellular component: membrane. The record is from RefSeq and is a predicted model, not a curated record. Gene Ontology annotation, molecular function: potassium:chloride symporter activity. The transcript is spliced from 13 exons. Bases 283 to 3126 code for a protein of 947 amino acids. NCBI's taxonomy places the organism in Eukaryota, Metazoa, Chordata, Actinopteri, Gonorynchiformes, Chanidae.
CUGUUAACUUUUUCCGCACAUCGAUAGCAGGACUACAAAGGCUGGAUUUUUUAACUUAUAGUCAGGAUAUUCCAUUUACACGACCGGACUCACUGCGCUGCCAAUACGUUUUUUUAAUCUAGCCUAGUUCUUGGUAGCACAGACUCAUCAGGUAAAAGAAUGGAGUUUAAAUAGAGGUUAGUAAGUAAUAAGGGCAGGGAUUUUGCCUUGCGUUUAAACGCUAGGCUGGAUCGCGUAAAGUUCUGUCAAAGCGAAUAAGGUUCAUCUAAAACACCAGAAGUCAUGUCGGAGCGGACUCCUCUUUUGCAUUAUCGGCUCUCGACCAGCGUCAAUGAAUCCGUGGAGCAACAGUCGCCUCAAACCGGGGAAACAGUGGACCGAACCCCGGCCACUGUUCGACGGAAGUCGACGCCGGAUCAACCCAAGAAGCUGACAACAUUUUUUGGCGUGGUUAUCCCAACGUUACUGUCUAUGUUCAGCGUAGUUGUGUUUCUGAGAAUAGGGUUCGUGGUGGGACAGUCUGGAUUGUACCAGGCUAUUGCCAUGUUCCUGGUGGCAUAUUUCAUCAUCAGUAUGACUGUGCUGUCAGUGUGUGCCAUCUCAACCAAUGGAGCGCUGGAUGCUGGAGGAGCCUACUAUAUGAUUAGUAGGGCCUUGGGUCCUGAGUUUGGGGGAAGUAUUGGCAUUAUGUUUUUCCUGGCCAAUGUGUGCGGCAGCGCCCUCUAUGUGCUGGGACUGGUAGAGGCCGUGCUGGACACGUUUGGACUCCCAGAAGAUGGACAGUCUGCGUCUAAAUACGCUGUCUUCCCCACCGGUCACUGGUGGGCUUUUCUCUACGGAACGGUCAUCCUGCUUGUCUGUUUACUGGUUUGUCUGGUCGGGGCUCACAUCUACGCCAAAGCCACCUUCGUCAUCUUCCUCGUCGUCAUGCUGGUGCUCUGCACCAUCUUCAUCAGUUUUUUUGCGGUGGGACCGCAGGUUGUGGCCCUCCCCCGACCCGACAAGACUCCGCCCAACGCCACUUACCCCGCCUCUGCCAACUUCACCGGCUUUAAACUGGACACGCUGCGUGGCAACCUCGGAGCUGGAUACACAGAUGACUACACUACGGGGGUGAUGAUGUCAUUUGCCACAGUUUUUGCUGUCAUGUUUAAUGGCUGCACUGGCAUAAUGGCAGGAUCCAACAUGUCUGGUGAUCUGAAAAAUCCGAGUUACUCUAUUCCUCGUGGGACAAUCACAGCAGUCAUAUUCACCUUCAUUAUAUACAACCUGCUCAGUCUGUUAGUAGCCUGCACCUGUGACAGAGUGCUAUUACAGAGAGAUUACAGUUUUCUGAGGGACAUUAAUGUAUGGCACCCAUUUGUCACUAUUGGUGUCUACUCCUCGACGCUCUCCGCCGCCAUGAGCAACCUGAUCGGAGCGUCGCGCAUACUCUACGCCCUGGCUCGGGAUGACCUCUUCGGUAAAGUUUUGUCUCCUGCUAAAAAGACGUCCCGCGGCGGCAAUCCCUGGGUCUCUGUGCUCAUCUCCUGGUUCCUCGUCCAGAUGGUCUUGUUCUCGGGGAAGCUGAACACCAUUGCCAGUAUAGUAACCAUAUUUUUCCUGUUGGUCUACGCCGCUGUGGACUUGGCCUGUCUUGCGUUGGAGUGGGCAUCGGCUCCUAACUUCAGGCCGACCUUUCGGUAUUUUACCUGGCACACCUGUGUCUUGGGGAUCAUUGGCUGUGCAGUGAUGAUGUUUCUGAUCAACGCCAUCUACGCCUCAGCCAGCAUAGCCUUCAUGCUCCUGCUCCUGGUCCUCAUCCACUACCUCAGCCCAACCAGCAGCUGGGGUUACAUCAGCCAAGCCCUCAUCUUCCACCAGGUGCGUAAGUACCUGUUGAUGCUGGAUGUGCGUAAGGACCAUGUGAAGUUCUGGCGGCCCCAGGUCCUGCUGAUGGUGUCCAACCCCAGGGCAAGUGUGGGUCUGAUCACCUUUAUCAACGACAUCAAGAAGAGUGGCCUUUAUGUCCUGGGUCACGUCCAGCUAGGAGACCUGAACGUGUUACCCUCUGAUCCUCUGCAGAGCCAGUAUGACUCGUGGCUGUCUCUUGUGGAUCAUUUGAAUAUUAAGGCUUUUGUCAACCUGACUCUGGCCAAUUCAGUCAGACAUGGAGUACAACACCUUCUUUUCAUCUCAGGACUGGGCGGGAUGAGACCGAACACUCUCGUUUUGGGUUUCUAUGAUGACUGUCCUCCUGUCGACCAGCUCCUGGAUCGUUCUUCCCCUGCAGGCAAUUCUGUGGACACCUCUGGCCUCUCUCAGGACCCCGAGGACCAGGAUGAGCAGCCGUUCCACUUCCCGCCCCUUCGAGGCGGGGAGCCCUCGGAGGGCAACGGCAAGCCCGGAGGCGUGUCCUUCGGCGGGAAGGUUCUGGGCCCUCAGGAGUACGUGUGCGUGAUCGCCGACGCGGUGAAAAUGUCGAAGAACGUGGCGUUGGCGCGGUAUUUCGGGCAGUUUGACCGUACGCUGGCGCUAAAGGGUAAAGUGUACGUGGACGUCUGGCCCGUAAACCUCCUGCGUCCAGACAGCAGCACCUACGUGGACACGUGUUCUCUCUUCCUGCUGCAGCUGGCGUGCAUCUUGAGCAUGACUCGCGCUUGGCAACGGGCUAGGCUCCGCCUCUUUUUAUGCGUGGAGGCGGGGCGGAGCCUGAAAGGGGCGGAGCUCAAGCUUGGGCAUCUCCUCAAAGAGCUGAGGAUGAAAGCGGACGUUUACACGGUUCCCUGGGAUACGCAGGUUGCCCUGCACUGGCAGCGCCAGGGUAUCAUGACGAAAGAGAAGGAGCUGGAGCGGGAAGGGAGAGAGGAAGGUGAGGAUGAAGAGAUCGAAGAGGAGGGGGAUUUCGCAAACAGUUUCCCUAGCAACGCCGCCAGGUUGUCAGACGAGUACUUGGAAGCUGUUAAUAGGCUGAUCUUGGACCAGCCCCACCCACCCCCCACUGUGCGUUUCCUGUAUUUGCCCCGCCCCCCCGCGGACACGAGCCGUUACCAAGACUACCUGCAUCAGCUGGAGCUUCUAAGCCGUGACCUUGGGCCAACCAUGCUGAUUCACGGGGUCACGCCCGUGAUCACUACCGACCUUUGACCUUUCUGACCCUACUGCUUUGGAACAAAUUAGGAAAAUGAUUUUUCUCCGUCUUUUUUUCUUUCUUUCUUUUUUUCUUUCUUUGUAGAAUGAAAAAAUUCUACAAAAUGACUUCCAGAACUGAUCUGCCCCUCUUCUAGCUGCUCUUAACAGAAGGGAGGAGAAGAACCAAAAGGAAAGAGAAAGAAGACAGAGAG